GUCAGUACACAAGUUGUCAUUUCCCCAAAUUUUUGUAGUCAAAAUCCAUGUUGUGCAAUACUUUUAAAGGAAGUUGAAAGAAAAUUUACGUAGGUUGAUGUGCGCCAACGAUUUGCCUGGAUGGAUCGCGUGAAAAUUCAGCGGUAAAGAAACACUUUCAUAUAACUAAAAAACCUCACAUGGCGACUCGAUUGAGUCCACGAAAUUCCGAAGUAAAUGCAUUAGAACAAAGAGGAUAUCUGAUUGGGAAGAAAAUUGGGCAGGGGUCCUAUGCUACCGUGCACCUCGCCGAUUAUGUCGACAGUACGGGGCCAAAGAAGAUGCGGUUGGCGUGCAAAAUCUUCGACAAGGAAAAAGCGCCGAAGGAUUUCCUAGAGAAGUUCUUUCCUAGGGAACUAGAGAUACUUACGAAAAUCGAGAAUCCACACAUCAUACAGGUCCACAGCAUUUUGCAAAGGGGGCCGAGGGUAUUCAUUUUCAUGAGGUAUGCUGAUAAUGGUGAUCUUUUGGACUUCAUCAAGAAGAACGGAGUAGUUCCUGAGCAGCAAGGAAAAAUUUGGUUCAGACAGAUGGCCAGCGGCCUGCACUAUCUCCACGGCAAGAACAUCGCCCACAGAGACCUCAAAUGCGAAAACAUCCUGCUGUCCAGACGAUUCAACGUGAAGCUCGCUGAUUUCGGUUUCGCCAGAUUCUGCGUAGACUCCGACAACAGAAGAAUACUGAGCCAGACAUAUUGUGGGUCUGCAGCUUACGCAGCACCUGAAGUGGUCAAUGGAACUCCCUACAACCCCAAGCUGUCAGAUGUGUGGUCUCUAGGGAUAAUUAUGUUCAUAAUGCUCAAUGCAUCCAUGCCUUUCGACGACUCUAAUCUAAGGAAGCUGCUGAAAGACCAAAUGACGAAAAACUGGGUAUUCAGAUCGAGGGUGAGAGACACGCUGUCUUCGAGCGCUAAAUCUCUGGUGCGGCAUCUGCUGGAACCAGAUCUGACUCAGAGACUCACCCUGGACAGGGUGAUGCAACAUGAUUGGUUGAGGUUGCGAAAGGAUAGGCCUUCUCUUAUCGGUAGAUUGGUCCAUUCGGCGCCUCAUGGGCAAACGGCAGGUCAGUCUGCGCACGCUAACGGGGAGUAUGAUAAUACUGAGAUAGUACCAGGUGACUUUCAAAAUCCAGAGAAUAAGAAGAGCGAGAUGAUGAUUUCCGUUCCAGACACGUGAUUUUUGGGAGUAUCGGCGAAAAUUCUGAGUUAACGACUAUUUGUAUACAACAUGAAGACAAAUUUU
Molecule: messenger RNA, 1280 nt
Organism: Phaedon cochleariae (mustard beetle)
Lineage: Eukaryota; Metazoa; Arthropoda; Insecta; Coleoptera; Chrysomelidae
Source: the annotation of a GenBank genome assembly